Molecule: messenger RNA, 1267 nt
Organism: Morus notabilis
Lineage: Eukaryota; Viridiplantae; Streptophyta; Magnoliopsida; Rosales; Moraceae
Product: endo-1,3;1,4-beta-D-glucanase
Exons: 7
Coding region: 215-940 (241 amino acids)
Molecular function (GO): hydrolase activity
Source: RefSeq, a predicted model, not a curated record
UUUUUUUUCCUUAUUUUACUCGCCGGAGCGCGCUGUGCGAGGCUCCAAUGUGUGUGACGUAAGAAGUGACGCAUUGGCUAGCUUGAUCCAGUUCUUUUUUUUUGGGUUGCCAUAAUUAUCUGCCAUCUGAUAUAUCUUUGUACUUCAAUAUCUGAACCAAGUAAUCUAGUUUAGUACUAGAUUGAUUCCAGUUCCACAAUCUUUGGAGAUCAUCAUGUCAAGUUCUCAGUGCUUUGAGAAUCCACCAAACUUCAGCUCCUCAACAUCUGGAUUGGGAUCUGUCCGACAACUUGGGGGCCUCAAAACAUACAUCACCGGUCCUCAUGAUUCCAACCGGGCAAUCCUUCUUGUCUCCGAUGUUUUUGGAUAUGAAGCUCCAAAAUUAAGGAAACUUGCGGAUAAAGUCGCGGAAGCUGGUCAGUUUUUGGUUGUAGUUCCUGAUUUUUUCUACGGCGAUCCUCUCGAUCUUGGUAACCCUCAAAUCGAUCGCAAUUCGUGGUCAAAAGCUCAUCCCAAGGAUAAAGGGUAUGAAGAUGCUAAACAAGUGGUUGCUUCUUUAAAGAGUAAGGGUGUUUCUGCCGUAGGAGCUGCGGGUUUUUGCUGGGGAGGGUGCGUUGUGGUGAAAUUAGCGAGUUCUACCGACAUUCAAGCUGCGGUUGUGCUGCAUCCUGGCUGGCUGACAGAUGAAGAGAUUAAUGAAGUAAAAGUUCACAUUGCGAUAUUGGGAGCUGAGAUUGACAAUGCUACACCGCCAGAGCAAGUGAAACAUUUUGGAGAGAUUUUAUCGGCUAAAUCCGAGUUUGAUAGCUCUGUGAAGAUAUUCCAAGGGGUGGCUCAUGGUUGGACUGUUAGGUACAAUGAUGAAGAGCAAGCAGCUGUCAAGAGUGCUGAAGAGGCUCAUUUGGACAUGUUAAAUUGGUUUAAGAAAUAUGUCAAGUGAAGUUCUGUAGCCCUAUGGUCUCAAUAGAUUUUCAAGUGGUCAUUGAGUCGGGGACGUGAGGACACCGCUGAUCCAUUUUUGGGGACGUGAGGACACCAUUGAUCCAUUUCCUAUGUUGUGUACAAUUGUCACAAUAUUAGCCAUACCAGAAUAAGUUAUUGAAAUGAUAUGUAAAGCAUUUCUGUAGCUUUCCAUGCUAGUCUUGACAAUUAUUCUUCUUUAAAGAAAUCUGAAUGAUAAGCAGCAAUGUAAUCGCUAAUUCAAUCCAGUACAAAAAGAAAGCAACUGAAUAGGAAAUAUCUUUUAAACAAAUAAAAUAAAACUGAA